CGUCUACGGGCUCCCGGGAGUCAGGAGUGGCGGCAGCCAGCCCCGGAGGUGGAGCGCGGGGAGACCCACGCGCGGAAGGGACCGGGACGCGCCUGGAGGGGCGCUGCCGCCCGGGAGCCGGUGACCCGAGUCGGGAGCGCGGCCUCUGGGACCACCCUGCUGCCCCUGCCGGUCGGGCGGGAGCUGGAGUGCGGGAACCCCACCCUCCGGGGCGCCCCGGCGGAGGAGGCGCAGGGAUCAGCACCCUCUCGGUGUUGGACGGAGGACCCUCCCCACUCCCGGGAGGGCCAGAAGAGAUCGCCGCGGGGGACGCGGCUCUCCUCCCCAUGCUGGCUCUGGAGGAGACCCCCAGAAGUGGAAAAGGCUGUCCUCUCUGUAGGAACCUGAGUGAGACCGCCCCAGCCCGCCCGCACCCCCCAACACACUCCAAACAGACUUUGGAGCCUACGGAGUAGGCACCCUGCAUCCCACCCAGGACUCACUCACUGGAGAGGCGUUCGCACACUCUGAAGCAAGGACGCUCCAGGGAACCACCAGGUGUCCGGUCCAGCUUUGCUGGAGAGUGCAAGACCUCUCCCCUCAACUUCCGGGCACCUAGACAGUGGACCCAGGCGGAGCCCCUCCGCUCACAUCUCCAGCAGACAGAAAGAGCCCUCAGCCCCUGAAAAAUCCAGUUUGGGGGGGAGGGGGACUCCCCCAAAGGGGAGGAGACAACUCCUGGUUGGGAGAGGCUCCUCCCCUCCUCCCUAGGGUAGCAGGCAGGGCGUGGGGGGUGUGCCACCUUCCCCAGGUAGGACCUCCAUCUCCCCCUCCUUCGGCUCCUCUUCCUCAGGGGACUCAGGUCCCCACUCCGGCUUGGGAGGCCCCACCAGGCACUGGAAGAGACACCGAGGAUGAGACCUGUCACCUGCAUCUGAAGAGGGGAAUCCCUGCAACCCCAAACUUCUGUACCAGGUGGUUUCCUCCCUUGGCUGGAGGAACCUUGGAGACAGAACCCAGAAGUACCAUGGCCUCUGACCUAGAGAGUAGCCUCACCUCCAUAGACUGGCUGCCCCAGCUGACUCUCCGGGCUACCAUCGAGAAGCUUGGGAGCGCCUCCCAGGCCGGGCCUCCAGGGGGCAGCCGCAAGUGUUCCCCAGGCUCCCCCACAGAUCCUAAUGCCACCCUGAGCAAAGAUGAGGCAGCAGUCCACCAGGAUGGCAAGCCCAGGUACAGCUACGCCACUCUCAUCACGUAUGCCAUCAACUCUUCUCCAGCCAAGAAGAUGACCCUCAGCGAGAUAUACCGCUGGAUCUGUGAUAACUUCCCCUAUUACAAGAAUGCUGGUAUUGGGUGGAAGAAUUCCAUUCGACACAACCUUUCUCUCAACAAGUGUUUCCGGAAGGUGCCCAGACCUCGGGAUGACCCUGGGAAGGGCUCUUAUUGGACAAUUGACACCUGCCCUGACAUUUCCAGAAAGAGAAGACACCCUCCGGAUGAUGAUCUAUCCCAAGACUCUCCAGAACAGGAGGCCAGCAAAAGCCCCCGGGGAGGUGUUCCGGGGAGUGGAGAAGCCUCACUGCCUCAUGAAGGGAAUCCUCAGAUGUCACUUCAGAGCCCCUCAGCUCUGGCCAGCUACAGCCAGGGCUCAGGGUCUGUGGAUGGUGGAGCAGUGGCAACAGGGGCUCCAGGCCGAGAAAGCACAGAGGGUCCCCCUCCCCUCUACAACACCAACCAUGACUUCAAAUUCUCCUACUCAGAGAUCAACUUUCAGGAUCUAAGCUGGUCCUUCCGCAACCUCUACAAAUCCAUGCUGGAGAAGUCUUCCUCCUCACAGCAUGGCUUUUCCUCUCUCCUGGGAGACAUGUCAUCUUCUAACAACUACUACAUGUACCAGCAGCCACCGCCACAGCCUCAGCAGCAGCAGCAACAGCAACAGCAGCAGCCGCCACAGCCUCCACCACCGCCCCAACAAUCACAGCCACAGCAGCAGCAGGCACCUGCCCAGGGCCCCUCAACUGUAGGGGGUGCCCCUCCACUGCACACCCCAAGCCCUGAUGGUUGUACCACAGCAGGGGGAAAGCAAGCUGCAGCCGAAGGCUAUGGCCCCCCAACUGUGAUGGCCAUGCAUCCGCCCCCACUGCAGCAUGGAGGCUACCACCCCCAUCAGCACCAUCCUCACUCCCAUUCUGCCCAGCAGCCACCACCACCACAGCCUCAGGCACAGAGCCAGGCACCCAUCAACAGCACUGGCUUUGCCUUUCCUUCAGACUGGUGCUCUAAUAUUGACUCCUUAAAGGAAAGCUUCAAGAUGGUGAACCGGCUCAACUGGUCCAGCAUUGAGCAGUCCCAGUUCUCAGAACUGAUGGAGAGUCUACGGCAGGCAGAGCAGAAGAACUGGACCCUCGACCAGCAUCACAUCGCCAACCUGUGUGAUUCCCUCAACCAUUUCCUCACUCAGACUGGUCACAUGCCCCCCCAAGGGGCCUCCCACCGGCCACCCGCCCCUGCCCGUAUCACUGAUUCUUGUGCCCUUACCAGUGGCAAACCGGAGCCGUCCAUGAACCAAGUGAACUCUUAUGGGCACCCACAAGCCCCCCACCUCUACCCUGGCCCAGCACCAAUGUAUCCAAUCACCACCCAGGACUCAGCAGGAUACAAUCGCCCAGCCCACCACAUGGUUCCUCGGCCACCUGUCCCACCUCCCGGUGCCAACGAGGAGAUUCCUGAUGACUUCGACUGGGACUUGAUUACUUAAUGCAUCAGAGUGGACGUCAGCCCAGGGCCUGGUGGUGAAGUCUGGCCACAGGGAAAGGGCAACCACAGCACGUCCUCCCCACGCCUGUAUAUAGAUAUAUAUCUUCUUUUUGUUCUCUAUCAGAAAAGCCACCAAAAGAUGCUGCCGAAGAUCAUCCCUUUUCCUUCCUCAUUCUUCUUCCUCCAUUUCCCCCCUAGUUCUUUUGUUAUUAUUCAAAUUAUAUUAUUAUUAUUAUUGGUUAUAUACUGCCCAGUCUACAGCCCCGCACCAUAGACUGUGUCCUCCCCUGCUCACUUUAAAUCUUCAGGCUGGAAAAUGAGGCCAUGUUGGCUGUAGAGAAAGGUUUCAAAUUCUAGUUUACCUUUCUCUCUCAGAAAAUGAUUGCUGACCCCACCUUUCAAGCUCUAAAUUGGUUUCUGUUCCCAUCUGUUUAAGGCUGGCCUAGAGCGGUCACAUUAAGUAGAGGAGUCUAAAACACUGCUUGGCAGCCAUGAAUUUGCAAGUUUCACUCAGUGGUGCUAAUUGUGUCCUCCAAAUUCUUCCUUAUACCUUCAACCUUAUUUCUGACAUCCUCAUUCCCCAUGAGGGGCAGACAUAAAGGCCCGAGAGUGUAGAGUGCUGUGGAGAAGCAGUGGGGUGGAAAUCAGCGUGAAUCAAAGCAUCCUCUUCCUAGCCGAUUCUCUAAGGACGUUGGCUUGUAUGGCCGCUAUUCUGCAUAGGUUCAGUUUCUUGGAGACAGUUUCAGUUUAAAACAUUUUGGCUUUUGAAAAAAUAAUUCAUUCUGAGAAUUAACAGCAUCUAACUGCAUUGAUAACUCAUCUUCCAUCGCCUUUCUUCCUUCAGCAAAUAUGGCUUUGUCCUCCUCCAGCUGUUUGUCCAAAUUGUCUACCUACCUUAUUUCCUCCCUCCAUUUCCUGAGAGUCUCAAAAAAAGGAAAAGGAAGCCAUUCUCACCGUGAGUUUCUCUGUGUCCUAGACAUGCCAUGGAAACCUCUUUCCCACAGCUCAUAGCAGAAUCAUACCUGUAGUACUGAUGGUAGCAGUGGGGAAAGAGGGGGAAAUUGGGGUGGACAUGGAGAGAUAAUAUUUCAUCUAUUUAACUACAUAGGCUGAUACUUCUCUUGAAAUUCGUGUCGGUGGGAUUGAAGCUUUUGCAAUUGGGCUUUUGACAGGCAAAGAAAAUUGGAAGAGGGAAACAAAUAAUAUAGAGGCCAAGGGGAGCUCCUAGGUACAGGGAUAAGUAGUCUCCGUUAACAAGGAGUGGCCAUGCUAUAUUGCUGCAAGAGUUCUUGUUUGUAUUUAAUGUUAAUUGUUGAAUUUGACUCAAGAGAAGGAAGACCAAGCUACUUCCAUUUUAUUUCUCCCAAUUUUCUGAAAGCUCUAGGACAGAAUGUAUAGUUUAAAGACCGUUCUCUUUGUGAUUUCUGAUUUUUGUUCAUAUUCUUUAUUUAUCCAUAAUUUCCAAGAUAUUGGACUUCCUGUUCUCUUGGUCUCCCCCCUCAUCCACCCCUUUCCUUUCUUUGGAAGGGGGUUAUGUAUGAGUUUGUUCAAGUCCAGUGAAGCUAAGUAAAGGGGCAAGACAGGGCAGUUAACUAAAGAGCACUUUAUUUCUUUGAAGCCUUUGUAAGAAAAAAAUGGGGAUAUAAGAUAAAUGUGCCCUCCAACACACAUGUACUGGAGAGCACUCAGUGGGGUUGAAGUAUCAUGCAAUAUUUCCCAUUGGGGAAAGGAGCGUUUCUGUAAAGGGUGGCACAUGCCUUUGCCCAGUGUCCCCGUUAGACAUCCCAUCCUUAUUCCUUCUGUUCAGGUGGACCCUACACACAACUUCCCUCUGGUUUUCCCCAACAUCUUACCUUUGCAGAUUAACACUCCUUUUUACUAAACACUCUUCCUACUCGGAUCCAUGUGGGGUUAGGAAAGAUAGGUUAAAUCGUACAUGCAAAUGCCCCUUGUUCAUCCAUGUCUGUUGAAAACUAGUCUCAACAAAGAACCCUGGUGGGCAGCCAGAGCAACUAAAAUGUGGGGCUUGGACUAGAGAUCAGCUAUUAGGCCUCCUGAGAUUGCAACUCUCCUCCACCAAGCUUAGCAUUGCUGAAUGGCACAGGACAGACCUGAUUCCCUUUGGGGCUCAGUUUCCCAUCCCCUCCAUGAAAUGGAAAGAAUACUAUUUUAUUUUGUUUGGACAUGAAGUAUAGUCAUUGUUGUCGUCUUGGGUGAUGUGUGCAAAAUUGUAGGAGUCACUGCCUAUAAAGGGGGAGAAGGGAGAAGGCAGAGGAGAGGAGCAAAAGAAAUUACUUGCUAUUGAUCCACCUAUCCUACGCUUCUCUCCUCAACCCCUGUGUUUCUGGUUUGAUGAGUCCUUCCUACUACCCAUGAUGCUUUGCAUUGGUGCAGGCUGGGAAGGGGUGUAUGGGCUCACAACUUGUUGGGUUUUUUUUGCAUGCUUUCUUAAUAAAAAGAAAAAUGAAUGUUUUCAGUUUUUA
Molecule: messenger RNA, 5219 nt
Organism: Nannospalax galili (Upper Galilee mountains blind mole rat)
Lineage: Eukaryota; Metazoa; Chordata; Mammalia; Rodentia; Spalacidae
Gene: Foxj2
Product: forkhead box J2
Exons: 11
Coding region: 1007-2737 (576 amino acids)
Biological process (GO): regulation of transcription by RNA polymerase II
Cellular component (GO): nucleus
Molecular function (GO): DNA-binding transcription factor activity, RNA polymerase II-specific; RNA polymerase II cis-regulatory region sequence-specific DNA binding
Source: RefSeq, a predicted model, not a curated record